AUGCAGACGCACGCAAUUGCGAACGAUAAACCGACAAUACACGUACUGACUUCGUAUGCGGUAAGAGGGACGAAGGAAGACGGUGCACUUCCGUCAUUACGCGUGGUCCCGCUCACGCUGAGCGACAACGAGGGGAAACCAUGUGUGCAAGCGCUCUGGAGCGCGGUGCGUCUAAUGAGAGAGGGAACCAAUGUGCGAACGAUGAGUGAGAGACCGUUCGAGGCAAACGGUGGUCGAGGCACGGAAUUAUUCGCGCAGGCGGGGACGCGGGAUGAGGGUGAGGUGUUGAGAUUUGGCGUCGCGACGACGAGCGCACGAGACUUGGCACUAAAGGCGCUCGGACGCGGAUCAACGCGAGAGGUGAUGGAGGGCACGCCGUUCGAUCUCUUGCCGAGCUUUCCAGCGUUUGAAAAACGCGUGGCAUACGCCGAAAUUCUGAGGGAAUCGCUGUACGAGCACGCGCUCAGAGUCUUUGAGGAUAUGUUUGACAUUUCUCGAGUCGGGAGGAGCGGCAUCAUGCUCACCUCAAAGUUGGCACGCGGUUCAUGGGCAUGGACAGCCGUGAGCGACGCGGUGGCAGUUCUGGAUCAGUACACGUUAGACGUCGAAAUCGAUGAUGAGAACUCGGCACGCGUACUGUGCACGCUGGGACACGAGCUGCGCAGUCCUCUGAGUGUGCGCCAGAUUCUCGACGAUCCUUCGCUGAUGGAUUUACCAGAGGGCGCGGAAGUUGUCGCACUCGGUGGACCCCAUCUCCAAGGGCAGCUGUCUUACGCCAACAUCGGUGGUAAGAAGAUUGGAGAGCCUAGAGAGGACUUGAAGGGUGAUAGCUUGUUGAGUUACCACAGAAAUAGGUACCCAGCGCGGAUCGCGUUGUUGGAGCACGCCAGGGAGUCCGAUGAAUGCGUGCAGCUGGUGCAACCGGGGCGACCACCAGUGGCAUAUCCCGCCGAGCUCCUCUCGCCGGUGAUCAAGUUGCACAAUCUCGAUGCCAACACCCGAGAUGCCAUCGCGAGCACGUGCGCCGGAAUGCCCUCAGAUUUACAGCGGCGAGUGACCGCCGUUCGAUCCAUGCUUGGUCAACCAUUUGCGCCACUUAUGAACUUGGACGAGAGGAUGCAGCGGCUUGACAAUCAGUUCGCUGUGUCAUCGGGCGCUGAUACUCGACGAGGCUCUCUUGACACCGGCCCAGCGAUAAUGCCACUGUCAUCUUCUCAAAGCUCCCCUCUACCUCCGUUGUACUUACUUUUAGGUAGGUCUAUGCAAGGUAGUGAAGCGGCUGUGAAGUACGUUGAGCAUCUCGUCAAAGACGUCGAGUCCACUCUGAUCGAUUGGAAUGCGAGUGAAGACGUCAUUCGUGCGAUAAAAUCCGACCUAGCGUCGGCUGAGAUAUCGUGGUACGAUGAUAAAUCGAUUGGAUCGGCACGGAACGACUUGGCGCAGGCGUUUCGCGCGUCAAGGUCGGCGACAUUUCUUAUUCCACUCUCAACGCAGCUACCGUUCGUUGAGGCCAGCGCUCGGCAGGCGGGCUCAAGAGUAUCGUAUGCCUCGACUGUGCGAUGGGCCGCAGAUGAUAAUGACGCCAAGCGCAUUUGUUUCGUUCUCAUCGCUAGGCACGGGGGGCAAGCGACGGUGUGUAGGGACGCGAUUGUACCUGAGGACGCGUACGUCGUCGGUGCUGGCAUGAAGCCCGGCUUGCCCAUACUCGAUGCGUUCGGUCGAGUCAUCUCUCGGCAACACGGUGCUCCUUCGGGAGCGACGAUCACCAGCGCUGUGCGUACUUCGAUCGAUGCGGGAUUGAAGAAGAUUUCGGUUCAUCAUGCUGGAGAGUCCGAUGAAGAUGACAUUCGAAGCGCCACAGAGUUGGCUCACGAGAAUGACGUGUCCAUGUUAAGCCUUGUGGACGUCCUCGAGCACGAUUUCGGACGUGUCCUCGGAUGGAACAAGGACACCGGCUCGGUGGUACAACCAGAUCGAGGCUUUUGGUCGCCUCUGGGCUCGAACGACGCCGUUGCCGUCACCACCGGCAUGGAAUCCAAUCUUGCGCGUGGCGUCGCCAGGCCUCUUCGCAUCCGUCGCCGUCUAGGCGACGUUGACAUCGCGAGCUCGGUGAAUCAAAUCUUCCGCCUGUGUUUCGUAGACACACACUUCUUAAAAUCGGGCUCAUCUUUUAGGUUACCUCUAUCGCUUCGGUCGAUCGAUCCCAGCAGCAUCGACGUCGUCUUGGUGAGACCUCCAAGGUGA
Ostreococcus tauri is the source of this 2244-nucleotide messenger RNA. RefSeq names its product Ribonuclease H-like domain. NCBI's taxonomy places the organism in Eukaryota, Viridiplantae, Chlorophyta, Mamiellophyceae, Mamiellales, Bathycoccaceae. Gene Ontology annotation, molecular function: nucleic acid binding. The transcript has a single exon. The record is from RefSeq and is a predicted model, not a curated record. The coding region runs from base 1 to 2244 and encodes 747 amino acids.